AUGAAAAACUUGUUAUUUACUCUUUCAUUGGGGUUAUUGAACAAUGAAAAUUUCGUUAUAAAUUCUCAAGGCAAUAUAUUACCCACAUUGGAGAAGAUAAUUAACGAUUAUGAUUUUAGUUACAAAAUUCUUGAUUUGAGCCAAGUGGAGAAUACCGGUGAAUUUAUUGAUGAGAUCACUUAUGACAAGAACGGUUUACAUAUCUAUGAAAUCGUAGUAUUAAAGAAUCUUGAUAGAAUUGGGGACUCAUUUCAAAGAGACUUGGUUAGGUUGUUCAAUGGUUUGAAGGAAUAUGAUAGUAAUUUGAGUAGAUUAGAGCCUAAAGAUCAUGUUGUAAUCAAUGGGAAGAAGAUAUUUAAAAGUGAAUAUCGAUGUUUCAUAGGUAUUAACACUAUAUCUGAAACCCCCGUCAAGUUAUAUAAGAAUUUAAAAGAAUGCUUUUGGUUCUCACAAUUUGAACAAGAAACGAAUAAAGAUUGGAAGGUUUUCGACAAUUAUCGAGAAACUUUAUCGUUAGUGAGACAAAAUAUCGAUAAUGUCUAUAUGUCUCCAGAGAUUCUAUCAUAUAUCACUUCCUUAAUUAUUCAUACAAGGAAUCAUCGAUUAAAUACUAUAAAUCAAAUUCAGACCAGAUUACAUACAAAUACAAUUGAAAAAAUCAUUAAAUUAUCCAAAUCAAUUGUUGCAUGGAAAAAUCCAAACACUAAGGAUUUAUACUUAACACCUCAAAUAUGUCAAUUAGCAUUUAGGAAAAUCGGCUACUGGUUAGUUGAUUGGGAGAAUUCCCAAAUAUUCAAUUCAAUUCAAGACAAAGAUUUAGAGAAACGACGUCAAUUAAUCAUUAAUAUGUUAGCAGGGGAAUGGUAUGGUAGUGAAUGGAAAUAUGUCAAACAAUAUAUGAAAGACCAUGAAUCAAAAUUCGAUGAAAAUUCCAAUACAGGAUUUACUAAUAGUAUCAUUGAAGAUGUUAUUAUAAAUGUUAGACCACCCAUCUAG
Messenger RNA from Yamadazyma jaroonii, 996 nucleotides. NCBI's taxonomy places the organism in Eukaryota, Fungi, Ascomycota, Pichiomycetes, Serinales, Debaryomycetaceae. The record is from the annotation of a GenBank genome assembly.